Molecule: messenger RNA, 706 nt
Organism: Dentiscutata erythropus
Lineage: Eukaryota; Fungi; Glomeromycota; Glomeromycetes; Diversisporales; Gigasporaceae
Source: the annotation of a GenBank genome assembly
AUGUCUAAGACGGCUAUUUUACCAACCUAUCAUCCGAUUUCGCCCACGAACCAUCGACGAAAUUCUUUUGUGGAAAUUAGUGAUCAUGUUUUACGUACAAGGAGAUUUAGAAUAUUAGGUUCUACUCUUGGCUUAUUCCUUUGUUCUUUAUGGGUUGUGGCACAUUUUAGUGAUGCAAGUCUUGAUGUACAUACAUUGCAUCGAUUUAAAAAUAAUGAAGCAGCUAUGGUUGCUGCGAGUGUUAUGGGAGAUUGUGGUGAAGAAGGUAUUCAUAGUUUGGAAGUACAAAGUCAUAGUCGCUUUAGUGUUUAUGGUCAUGGUCAUAGGCACAAUGUGUAUGAACAAUCACACCUAUCAAAUUCUGUGAUAAUAUUUGAUAUUAAUCCCAAAACUGUUCUUGAAUUGGAAAUCGAUUAUCUGGUUCAUGAAAACCCCGUUAUUAUAUUCGGCAAAUCUAAUUGUCAACAUUCAAAGCGUGUAAAACACAUUCUUUCAGAAUACAAUAUUUCUCCACAUCCCGUUUUUAUUGAGAUUGAUGAACGAUCUGAUAUGGAAGAAAUGCAACGCGUACUAUCUCAAUUUACACAUCGUGAAAUAUUACCAAAUGUAUUUGUGGAUGGCGUGUUAAUUGGUGGUAGCAAUGAACUUGCCACAAUGCAUAAAAAUGGCAAAUUAAAAAAGUUAUUUAUCGAGGCUGGUGUUCUCG